Molecule: messenger RNA, 2049 nt
Organism: Fibroporia radiculosa
Lineage: Eukaryota; Fungi; Basidiomycota; Agaricomycetes; Polyporales; Fibroporiaceae
Exons: 4
Coding region: 1-2049 (682 amino acids)
Biological process (GO): centrosome localization; mitotic centrosome separation; cell migration
Cellular component (GO): centrosome; kinesin complex; kinetochore
Molecular function (GO): microtubule binding
Source: RefSeq, a predicted model, not a curated record
AUGACCGCUGUCCUUCAGCCUUCGGAUGCGCUGAGAAAGGACAGAAUGGCAUCCUUUGACGACAAUGUAGUCUCCUACUCCAGCUCCUCCACUGACUGGAAGACAAAGUACUUGGAAGUCGCUGAUAUGCUUGCCGAAACUCGAGCAGAGUUGGAUGACUUCCAUCAUUCCAGCAAGGAACUAGAGGAGGAAUUGGAGCGAGAGCUUGAGCGAACGGAGAAAGCCCAGCAGGACUUGAAGGUGAAGGUUGCUAGAGCUGAACAGGAGAGGGACGAAUGGAAGUCCAAGUUUAUGUCCUUGCAAACGACGCACAACACGACUACUACUUCGCUACAACGUGAACUCGAUACUCUGCGGGCAGACCAUCAGAAAAUCAGGAUCCAACUUCGUGAGUUAGAGAUGGGCAAUGACGAUCUAGAGCGGAAUGAGCGAGCAAUCUCAUCAAGUUUGGCCGACGUCGAAGGCAAGUAUGCACGAGCAUUAGAAGAGAAGAUCCUACUUGAACACGAACUCCUGGACAAGGCUAAUGUCGAGGAAGAAAGUCAGCGCUUAAGGGACGAACUGAGAGAUGCUAAUGAGGAAAUUACCAUAAUGAAAGAUCAACUUGCUGCAGCACAAUCGCGUCCCGUCGUCACUACGGACACUGGAUCAUCAGCUCCUUCAUCAGUGCGUUCGAGCACUGCGACCUCGGUUUCUGAGGACAAUCUCCUUGGUGUUCUCACCCCGCCCGACCUCUGCUUGUCCGACCUCUCGCCUGGAGCGGAGAGUCUUCCGAAGAUACCAUCCUUGUAUGCUACACCACGAGCGAUCAAGUCUCCUAGCACUCCUGCUACAGGGCAAUCCAAUCUAUUUAAACGCUCCGGCUAUCACCCCAUACGAUCGGCGCUCGCUACACCUCCCAACACAGCUUCGCCCUCUCUUUCUCGCUCGAGCACAGUGCCUUCGUUUUCGAGUACGCCGACCCGUCUGCCACCUAAGACACCUGUGUCUCGCCCCACUGCGAAUCGAAAUGCUUCCACAACAAGUUCUUCUAGCGUCGCAGGUGUUGUUCCCGUUACGGUAUCCAAGAGCAAGGGUGUACAAAUGGUAUCCGAGAUGAGAGCUCGCGUGAAAGUAUUGGAGCAGAAAAUCCACACGCGCGUGCCUAGAUUGCGUAUGGGUAGCGUCACCAAUAGAGCUAGCGCAAAUGCAAUGUUACCCCCGCCUCCACCACCACCAAAGGCAGGUCCUUCAUCUGCUGCUGCGUCACCUGCUCCCUCCACAUCGUCCAUGCGAUCAGUCAAUGACGAGCGAACAAGUAACAUGAAGCCAAGAAGGCAGAGCAUUGAUUCAGAAGGCGAGCACAAGCGAACACCAGUUGGGGAUUCUUCCGGAUGGGUGCUGAUCAUGGAAGACUCGCCUUCACCUGUCAGAGACAAGGACAAGGAACGAAGACGAACGUCCAGCCCCUCUGCGCCUUCAGCGUUUCGUCCAAUAGGUUCCGCUCCUCAUGAAUCGCCAUCAGCUAUCCCGAGAGCUCCCAGCGCAUUGUCUCAGAGCAUCAUGCCGUCUGGUAGUCACAGACCACAAUCUCGUCUAUCUGUUUCCACGGAAGGACGGAGUAGUGUCAGCACAAAUGCUACAACAAGCACGACUAGCUCCAUUCCAACUCCAUCGUCCCGUCCCUCUACUCCGACGUUCCUGCCUAUCCCCACUUAUGGCGGUGCGGCAACAGGAUUGAAGCUGUCGACAGGUCCUUCCGUCUCAUAUUCGCAAUUGAAACGUUCGUCACUUGGCAAUGGUUCCACAAGGUCACCAGCAACAUCCAGUCCAAAUUCGCUACCUCCCGCUCCUCACUCUAAUGUGACUGUGCGACUGCCAUCGAAGAUUGCAGUACCUGGGUCCUUGUCACAAAGUCGAAUAGGCAGACCGGUCAUGAGUGGUCGUCGAAGCGUUGGGGAGUCUCCUGCAGACAUUUUUCUUGAUGUAAAUGGGAAAGGGGUCACUAGAGAUGCGUCACGAGCGAGGUCUGGGAGUGCAGCAGUACCGACAGGUAGAGGUGGUCCGUAA